AUUCAAGAACAAGACAAGGAGCUGUAUACGGACUCGCAGAUCUACCUUCGGAUUGUACCCAGGGCCGGCGCCACCUAUAGGCGAAGAAGGCGCCGGCCUAGGGCGCACAUUUGGAAGGGGCACCAUGGCCGCCUGUUUGCACCGCUGCGUUUCUACAUGUGCCGCAGCAAUGGCAAGCCGCACGCGGCACAAAGGAGAGAG
Pelobates cultripes (western spadefoot toad) is the source of this 201-nucleotide messenger RNA. The record is from the annotation of a GenBank genome assembly. Lineage: Eukaryota; Metazoa; Chordata; Amphibia; Anura; Pelobatidae.